AUGAGCAACUAUGCCCAGAUUAAUGAGGGGAUAAAUAUCGAAUUGUCUAAAUGUUUAGAAAGCUUAACUGCAACAGUUACUACAUUAAAAAAUUUAGAAACUUCUAUUCAAAAUGACAAAUGCUUUAUGGCCUAUAAAACACACAGAGUUUUCCAAUUAUUACCUGAAUUUGACGUGCACAAGGCAAAACUAGAUGCUAUUGAGACAAUAGAUCCUUUGGUUAACAAAAUUGAAAGUAAAAUUGAACAAGCCUUGAAUAGAUUAGAAAGAGAAAGAAUUACACUACAGCAAACUUAUGAAUUAAAUAAAUUACGUACCAAUACCAAUACGAAAAACAACGACCCUGGUAGUAAUAAUAUCGCUAACACUGUUAUAAUGAGUUCCUCAACGCCACAAGAGUUGGCCAAACUAAAAGAAUUAAAAGCAGAACGGGAAAAAUUACUCAAAGAUCUACAAGAUUUGAAUAAUGAUUAG
Molecule: messenger RNA, 474 nt
Organism: Saccharomycodes ludwigii
Lineage: Eukaryota; Fungi; Ascomycota; Saccharomycetes; Saccharomycodales; Saccharomycodaceae
Gene: SPC19
Product: Spc19p
Exons: 1
Coding region: 1-474 (157 amino acids)
Biological process (GO): attachment of spindle microtubules to kinetochore
Cellular component (GO): DASH complex; spindle microtubule
Source: RefSeq, a predicted model, not a curated record